AUGGCCACUAGCCCUAGAAUGUUAAGCAAGAAACUUCUUUCAUUCAUCCUAAUCAUUUACAUGGUGGUGGCACCACCACCGGCUAAGGCGGCGGUCACGUGUUCCACUGUGUACGAUGGCGUUCAUCCAUGUCUUAGUUAUGUGUUAUUUGGUGGAAGUGUUUCUACAGACUGCUGUAAUGGACUUGAAUCUCUUAUUGUUGCCGCUACUACCACUGCGGAUCGUCAAAGCGCAUGCUCGUGCGUGAAGAGUCUUGCAUCGCAUGCCACGGACGAAGAACUUAGUCGUGCCGCUAGUAUCCCCGGACAAUGUGGAGCAAGCGUUCCUUUCGAGAUUAGCCCAAAUGUUGAUUGCUCAAAGGUGAAGUGA
Messenger RNA from Solanum dulcamara, 369 nucleotides. RefSeq names its product non-specific lipid-transfer protein 1-like. The transcript has a single exon. The coding region runs from base 1 to 369 and encodes 122 amino acids. Gene Ontology annotation, molecular function: lipid binding. Gene Ontology annotation, biological process: lipid transport. Gene Ontology annotation, cellular component: membrane. Lineage: Eukaryota; Viridiplantae; Streptophyta; Magnoliopsida; Solanales; Solanaceae. The record is from RefSeq and is a predicted model, not a curated record.